Molecule: messenger RNA, 4653 nt
Organism: Acanthopagrus latus (yellowfin seabream)
Lineage: Eukaryota; Metazoa; Chordata; Actinopteri; Spariformes; Sparidae
Gene: nmt2
Product: N-myristoyltransferase 2
Exons: 12
Coding region: 146-1633 (495 amino acids)
Biological process (GO): N-terminal peptidyl-glycine N-myristoylation
Cellular component (GO): cytoplasm
Molecular function (GO): glycylpeptide N-tetradecanoyltransferase activity
Source: RefSeq, a predicted model, not a curated record
GUUUCAAGGUAGGAGUCUGCCUGUUGCUCCUCCUCUGGCCUCUGGGCGGCGCGCUUUCCCUCAGCAUCUUCUUUGUUUUUCCAUCCCUCGCCCGCUGCCCGUGCUCUCUAUCAUACGGCGGCUGGCGAUUUUUUAAAGCAUUUAUAUGAUGGCGGAGGACAGUGAAUCCGCGGCCAGUCAGCAGAGCCUGGAGCUAGACGACCAGGACACCUGCGGGAUAGACGGAGACAACGAGGAGGAGAAUGAGCAUAUGCAAGGGAGUCCAGGGGGGGACUUGGGGGCCAAGAGGAAGAAGAAGAAGCAGAAGAGGAAGAAAGAGAAGCCAAGCUCGGGGGGAGCCAAGUCCGACUCUGCCUCUGACUCUCAGGAGAUCAAGAACCCUGGCUUGCCCAUUCAGAAGCUGCAGGACAUCCAAAGAGCCAUGGAGCUGCUGUCCUGCCAGGGUCCAGCAAAGAGCAUCGAUGAGGCAGCCAAGCACAAGUACCAGUUCUGGGACACCCAGCCCGUGCCGAAGCUAAAUGAGGUGGUGACGAGUCACGGGCCGAUUGAAGCAGACAAAGAAAACAUUAGACAGGAGCCAUAUUCCUUACCUCAAGGCUUUAUGUGGGACACUCUGGAUCUCAGCAACGCAGAUGUACUGAAGGAGUUGUACACAUUGUUAAACGAGAACUAUGUAGAGGACGACGACAACAUGUUCAGAUUUGAUUAUUCACCAAACUUUCUCAAAUGGGCUCUGCGUCCACCUGGCUGGUUACCACAGUGGCAUUGUGGAGUGCGAGUGUCCUCAAAUAAAAAGCUUGUUGGCUUCAUCAGUGCCAUCCCUGCAGAUAUACGCAUCUAUGACACACUGAAGAGGAUGGUUGAAAUCAACUUCCUGUGUGUCCAUAAGAAGCUGCGUUCAAAGCGUGUCGCCCCAGUGCUCAUCAGAGAGAUCACACGGAGGGUGAAUUUAGAAGGAAUAUUUCAGGCAGUAUACACUGCAGGAGUGGUACUACCGAAACCUGUGUCCACAUGCAGGUAUUGGCAUCGUUCUCUGAAUCCCAGAAAGCUUGUUGAAGUUAAAUUCUCCCACCUGAGCAGAAACAUGACCCUGCAACGAACCAUGAAACUCUACAGACUACCCGAUAGCACCAAGACUCCGGGUCUCCGGCCGAUGGAGAGGCGCGACAUCCGCCAGGUCACGGAGCUGCUACAGAAAUACCUGAAACGUUUCCAACUUGCACCUUCGAUGGGAGAGGAGGAGGUGGCUCACUGGUUCUUCCCACAGGACAACAUAAUAGACACAUAUGUAGUAGAGGGUGCCGGUGGUGUGUUGACAGAUUUCGCUAGUUUCUACACUCUGCCCUCGACCGUGAUGCACCACCCUCUCCAUAGGAGCCUGAAGGCUGCUUACUCUUUUUACAAUGUUCAUACACAAACCCCACUACUGGACUUAAUGAAUGAUGCGCUGAUCCUGGCCAAAAUGAAAGGUUUUGAUGUGUUCAAUGCCUUGGAUCUAAUGGAGAAUAAGGUGUUCCUGGAAAAGCUCAAGUUUGGCAUCGGAGAUGGAAAUCUGCAGUAUUACCUCUACAACUGGAAGUGUCCCCCAAUGGACCCUGAUAAGGUGAGCAAGGUUGGCCUCGUCCUUCAGUAGCCGGUCUUAUCGCGGCUGCUACACAAACAUUGAUCCAAAGGUCGUCAGCGACCUCAGGCUUUUCCUUACCUGGACAUACAGGUAGCCCAUGCUAGACAAUGAGAACUACAACCGUAAAACCAACCUGGAGACUGGGAGGCGGUUCAUCCGUCGUCAAGAACAUUCUCAGUUCACCUUGGGUGAAAACUCUUAAAUCAUCAACAUCCUGAAUGUGAAGUCAUACUAUGCCUGAGAUACUCAUACAGUACAAUGCUCCUGACAUGCACACUCACAUUUAAAACAGUCUGACAUACAAGAGGAUGCCUUGACAUUGUGAAUUUCGUUCAGUUCUUCUGCCUCAGCAGACACCUUGUUACAAGGGACUGGCAUGGCAUUUAAUUUCGCUGACAUUGAACUCUGUAAAUGAUAAUCAACAACAAAACAGAACUAUCAGUUGUUAUGUCUCUACUGCAGAGACUCACCUGCAGUAAGAGGGUCUUAAAGGCAGUUGAAGAGUUUUUAAUCCUGUCCCGGCUCAUAUCAUCGUGGUCAGUAGUUUGUCUGCUGGCUGUUUCAGCAUGUGGGAUAUGUUUGUCUUCAGGCCUUUCUGCCAGAAAGCCGUAAGGAUGGGAACUGAUAAGAAUAUAUUGAUACAAAUGCCGUGUCGAGCUGGCUGUGGGAAUAUCCAAUCAACUAAAAUGGAUCAAAUGAGAGAAUGUUUGUAAAGAAUUUGCAGAAAAAAAUUGCCCGAGCCUUCCUGGGUGACACUGUUAUUAUAACUGGAUGGGUGCUGCUCGGUAGGGGAGCAGUGGCACUUGUGUGUCAGUCCUUUAAUUUAGGUGCAUGUUGUGUUGAGAGAUGAUUCAGCAUAUCGCUGGUGUUUCCAUCCAUCCUUGAAAUUAUCAUUUUACAGACAAUACAGCUAGAACUGUUGUCAUCUUUCUCUGUGAAAUGAAGCCAUGCUUUAGACCGUUUCUUCUUCUCUGCCAUGACUCCUUCUUGUUGCAAGUUUCCAUCAAUGUAGAUGCAUGAGUUUGACAUUGUUUUUUGUGCAACUGUAGAAAAACAUGCUAUGCUGUCAUCAAUAAAAGGCAUUGAUGAACUCAGUGGCAGGCGAUUUCAGUGGAUGGGACAAAUUGGAAACUGUUUAAAAUAGUCUCAGAGGCAUAGAAACUUGAUAGAUCAGACAAGUUCUACAGAUCAAUUCCCAUCUCUUUUAGGAUGUCAGGUGAUGUGGUAAAAAUAAAGCCCUUGAAUGGAGGAGGUUGUGGUCGAGGAAAUUAAAUUAAAUUAAAACACAGGACUUCCACCCAGAAGACUGCUGUAUGUUUUCCUUAUGAAACCAAAAGUCAACACUAACUUAAUAUUUUAAACCAACCCAUGAUAUUUCUCUAAACCUAGCCGAGGAUUUAUGGCGCAUAAACCGAUCCAAACUGCAGCCGUUUUUCACAACGAUGACUGCAUGUUAGAAAGGCUUUCUGGCAGAAAGCCCUGAAGGCAAACUUCUCCCAUCUGUGCUGUUUUUGGGCCUCAGUAGAAUUAGAAAUGCUGAGAAUGUGUUUCUGUGAUAGCUGGCGUAUAAAGGAAGAAACUUUUCCCUGAAGAAUUCUGGAGAAAAAUAUCAUAUUGGCACACAUACACACAGAAACCCAAACACUGACUAAUAACAACACGCAUACACAAAAAAAGGAUAUCUCCAUGGAAGGACUCAUCCAACUGGUGCAUUUAUAUACAUGGUUUUUUUUUGUUACAAAUAUAUAGUUACCUGUACAUUUAAAGCCAGAUCAUAUUUAUUCCUGUAGUGUGAGUUUGGGGUUCGGGAGGGCUGAUCCAAAGUAUUGUCCUCAUAAGUAGUGUAGAUGUCAUUGAGUUUGUUCAGACAAUGUGGGUUCAAGUGGUUUCUGAUGAAGAAUGUAUUGCAUCAACGAAGCACAAUUUUUAAGUUCCUAAACAAGCAAAUGGGUCCUUGUUUGGUUUUUUUUUGUUUGUUUGUUUGUUUUUCUUAAGGGUCAGAUUUCAAAACAGAUGGGUUUCGUUACAUACUGUACAACCUUGGUUUUUUACAAAGGAUGUGGGCUGAAUUUUACGUUAUAGUUGUUUCUAGGGUCGUUAUUUUUGAAAGGACAUGUAAACCACAUGUGUGUUUAUGUUCACUGAUUCGCACACACAAAUCUGCGUAGAAACAGACACAACUGAGGGUUAUCUUCGUGCGAAUGGUGAGUUGUCCAAUUAGAUAGACUGUUAAAUUAGAGGCCAGAAAAACUGUAGCUGAAACAAUUCAGGAUGCACAAGCAGGGCAGUGAGAAUUACAGCACCAAGGCAUGGUAAACAACAAAAUACUAAUUAAAUUAUUAUCAUUUAGAUGAUGUACAAAACAAGUUUUCAAAAUAGUCAGUGUUUCUUUUGAGGGACAGUUUAUAAGCGUAAAAGUGGCUUACAUGCUUUGAAAGAUUAAUGUUCUCAGUUGCAUUUAAAGCAGCCAAGGUCACUUUUUUUGUUGUUGUUGUUGACUUGGUCAAUGCCAUGCACAGAGAAACUACGACUUAUUACUUCCAGUAGCCUGUUACAAAGGAGUGAGUAAGAUGUAAAGCAGUUGAUUGGACUUAUUGGUACAACUCUGGGCUCGUAAACAUACGUAACCAUCAAUACUUUCGCCUGCAGUAGGAUGUUAAAUGUGUUCUUAAUCAAACUCUCAGCUAAGUAAAACAGAGAAUUGAGCACAAAGUUCAGAGUGUCUGGGGAAGAAUUUAAUAGACAAAAGCCUGUAGUAACUGCGUCAGUUUCAAAUUUGAGCUUUCCUGUGUUUCCAGGUCUGUUUUUAAUGACUUCUCUGGGUUUGUUUUUUUAAUGGUACUGUAUUUGUGUGUCUGAAAAAUAUACUGUGGGUCAUUUUUUUAGUGUUGUGCAGCUAAACGCGUGAAAUUCUUUGAACAGUUCUGAUAUUUAUAAUUGUACAUUGCAAAAUGUCUUAAGACAUAAUUCCUUUUUUCUUUCCAGUAUUUCUUGAAAAUUUCCCAUUAAAUACGCAACUUCAAAACUGA